AUACUCCGCCCACACAAACACAACAGCACCGCUCCCCCGUCCGCAUCUCUCCCUUCCGCCUCCACCGAUCCAGAUCCCACGCACCGCAACGAUGAGGCCGUCGGCGCUGAGAUCCGCGGCGCAGCUCCUCCGCCGCCGCAGCUACUCCUCCGCGUCGGGCCAGCCGGAGCGGAAGGUGGCCAUCCUCGGCGCGGCCGGCGGGAUCGGGCAGCCGCUGGCGCUCCUCAUGAAGCUGAACCCGCUCGUCUCCUCCCUCUCCCUCUACGACAUCGCCGCCACCCCCGGCGUCGCCGCCGACGUCUCCCACAUCAACUCCCCGGCCCUGGUGAAGGGCUUCAUGGGCGACGAUCAGCUCGCGGAGGCGUUGGAGGGGGCCGACCUGGUCAUCAUCCCCGCCGGUGUUCCGAGGAAGCCCGGCAUGACCAGGGACGAUCUCUUCAAUAUCAACGCCGGCAUCGUUAAGAACCUCUGCACCGCCAUCGCCAAGUACUGCCCCAACGCUCUUAUCAACAUGAUCAGCAACCCUGUGAACUCAACUGUUCCAAUUGCUGCUGAAGUUUUCAAGAAGGCUGGAACCUAUGAUGAGAAGAAAUUGUUUGGUGUGACCACUCUUGAUGUUGUUCGUGCCAGGACUUUCUAUGCUGGGAAGGCUAAUGUACCUGUUACUGGUGUGAACGUCCCUGUUGUUGGUGGUCAUGCUGGUAUCACCAUUCUGCCACUGUUCUCGCAGGCAACUCCUUCAACUAAUGCAUUGUCUAGUGAAGACAUCAAGGCUCUCACCAAGAGGACACAGGAGGGUGGGACAGAAGUUGUUGAGGCAAAGGCUGGAAAGGGAUCUGCAACCUUGUCCAUGGCGUAUGCUGGCGCAGUUUUUGGUGAUGCAUGCUUGAAGGGUCUGAACGGAGUUCCUGACAUUGUUGAAUGCUCCUACGUGCAAUCAACUAUCACAGAACUGCCAUUCUUUGCCUCCAAGGUGAGGCUCGGGAAGAAUGGAGUCGAGGAAGUGCUUGGUUUGGGUGAGCUGUCGGCCUUUGAGAAGGAAGGUUUGGAAAGUCUCAAGGGUGAGCUCAAGUCUUCAAUUGACAAGGGCAUCGCGUUUGCAAAUGCGAGUUAAUUAAUUUUGCAGAUUAUAGCAAUCCGGGUCUAGUUGAGGGGUCUGUUUUUGUUCAGUGCUUUUUCUGCUCAUCACGUGGGCAUGGAUGAUUUGAGCUUCACAAUAAAAAUCCGGCGGCGUAAUGCCACAGAACAUUACUUGUACAAGAGGGAACUAGUUCGUGUCAAGUUUUCAACUGGUACAUUAAACGAACAAUUGCUGAUGCACUUUGUGAACCGUCCUUUGGUGUUGAAUCCAUUGUCUUCAAGUUAA
Molecule: messenger RNA, 1366 nt
Organism: Lolium rigidum
Lineage: Eukaryota; Viridiplantae; Streptophyta; Magnoliopsida; Poales; Poaceae
Product: malate dehydrogenase 1, mitochondrial-like
Exons: 7
Coding region: 92-1114 (340 amino acids)
Biological process (GO): malate metabolic process; tricarboxylic acid cycle
Cellular component (GO): mitochondrion; cytoplasm
Molecular function (GO): L-malate dehydrogenase (NAD+) activity
Source: RefSeq, a predicted model, not a curated record